UUGCUCUUUAACCACGUCCUUCUGGCCCAACAUUUUCCUACAGGCUGAUUUUCAAUACUUUCUCUUCCUAUGGAUCUCUCUCUUCUCUGGAACUUGUUCUAUGUCUUGACUCUCGCUCUAGGUUCACGCUCAGCUCAUUUCUCAGCCCGUCGAUCGAACUCGAACUGUCAACCGUUCCACAGCACUUUUGAUCCUUCUGAGGUCUCUCGGUCUAACUCUGGUGAUACGCCUUUUGCUGUUGUCAGCCCAAAAAACUCUGUCAAGGCAGGCGAUGAUGGUCUGCAGCUUUUCUUGGACAAGCCUUCUGGCCAGAUCAAGCAAAAGGAAAAUACCAAUAGUAAGGUGGCAGAAGGUGCUACAGUCAACUCAACUUUCACAGUAUUAUACGGCAAAGUUACAUUCGAACUGGCGGGUCCAGCAGUAGCAGGCAUCGUCACCGCCGCCAUCAUGAUUGCGGAAGGCCACGACGAAAUAGAUAUUGAACUCGUUGGAGGCGAUCCUUCACACUGGCAAACGAACGUCUUCACUUCUGAUCCAAAGGAUGACGAACCGCUGUAUGGCGUUUUCGGAGGAAUCGAAGACUAUUCUACGAAGGCUAGUGUCGAUGAGUUCCAUGAAUACUCUAUUGAUUGGAAUGAAGAGCGGAUCAUCUGGGGCGUGGAUGGCUCUGCAGUCCGUACGUUGAACAGAGAAGAUACACGCGAAAAUGGCGUCCUGCACUAUCCUUCACAUGCUGCUCGCAUCCAGCUGGGAAUAUGGGACGCGAGUUUCCCUGCUGGUACAUCGGAAUGGGCGAGAGGACCUAUUGACUGGAAUCAGGCUCCUCCUCGGAUGGCUGCUAUCUUCAAAAGUGUAUCCAUUGAAUGUCCCUACUGAGGUCUGGCGAAUCUUAGCUGGCUCUAAAGGUGCCCCCGACGUAAUGGACGGUUCUUGGACAGUAUCUUCUUGUACAUCAUUAACCUACUGUAUAUAUUAAUCCUGAUUGUACGAAUUAUUGUAUCUUCUGCACCCGUGCGCUACUUCGAU
Molecule: messenger RNA, 1026 nt
Organism: Somion occarium
Lineage: Eukaryota; Fungi; Basidiomycota; Agaricomycetes; Polyporales; Cerrenaceae
Source: the annotation of a GenBank genome assembly